This is a messenger RNA of Rhododendron vialii, 725 nucleotides long. Its product is annotated as photosystem II 10 kDa polypeptide, chloroplastic-like. Lineage: Eukaryota; Viridiplantae; Streptophyta; Magnoliopsida; Ericales; Ericaceae. Gene Ontology annotation, biological process: photosynthesis. The record is from RefSeq and is a predicted model, not a curated record. The transcript is spliced from 5 exons. The coding region runs from base 163 to 555 and encodes 130 amino acids. Gene Ontology annotation, cellular component: thylakoid membrane; photosystem II; photosystem II oxygen evolving complex.
UUGGCAAUAUCAGCAAUGCUUGGUUCUUGUUACUAUCAUUAUCAUGAAAUACUGUAUUUCUAGCCAAGUGAAGUGACCUUUUAGAUACUUAUAUUACAUUCCAUUACAGAUUUGAAGGGCUCAAAUAUCAUACUGUAUCUCACCCCAAAGCAGAAGAAAGUAAUGGCAACAUCCUCAGUUAUGAUGAUGAGUUCAAUGAGUCUAAAACCAGCUCCAAGAGGCCUCCCCUCACUCGGUACAACUUUCAGGGUUGUAGCCAGUGGGAAGAAGAUCAAGACUGCCACACCUUAUGGUACCGGUGGCGGGAUGAGCUUGAGGGAUGGGCUCGAUGCUUCUGGCAGGAAGGGCAAGGGGAAAGGUGUCUACCAAUUUGUGGAUAAGUACGGUGCUAAUGUCGAUGGAUACAGUCCCAUCUACAACACUGAUGAUUGGUCCCCUUCUGGUGAUGUCUACGUUGGAGGUACAACUGGGUUGGCAAUCUGGGCAGUGACACUAGCUGGAAUUCUACUAGGAGGUGCCCUCCUUGUUUACAAUACAAGUGCUUUGGCGCAGUAGUAGAAAUUAAACCCCCAUGGAUGACUGUUAAAGUCUUGUCUGUGUGUGUGCGCAAAGACACAACAUUUACAAGAUUAUGCUUUUUCAACUCUUAUACUGCAUGUUGUACUCUGUAUUAUUGUUUGCCUAUGCAUGGGUUAUCUAUUCAAAAUAUUGCCUUGUCUGUAUUA